AUGGCCUCUUGCUUCUUCGGAUACGAACCUUUCGAGAAUCAAUACAAAGCAUUGUUCAUACCGCUAAACCAUAUGGAGGAGGCUUGUAAAUUUUUCACGUUGGGAGAUCCCACGGCUAAGGAGUGGAGAACAAUCCAAGGCGUUGGAUAUCACUUUCCAAGGGCAAGUGUAGUUUCGAUCAACGGGAGUAUUCAUUACCUAGCAUGGGAUCAUGAUGACAAUAGUGCUUCUAAAUUUAAAUUGAUGAGUUUUGACUUAAGGCGUGAGAAAUUUUACCAUGUCGAGGCUCCAAAAACAUUGAGGGAUCACGUUUCGACUCUGAUAAAUUACCAAGGGAAGUUAGGAUUCGUGUGCUGCGAAAAACAUAUGGAAAUUUGGGUUAUGGAAGAUGUUGAGAAAAAGACGAAAGGAUGGUCGAGGAUUUUCUUUUACGAGAUGGAGGGUUUCCAAAAAUGGCACAUCUCAAGUGCUACUCGUGCUGGUGAGAUUGCUUUUGUCGAUGAUUCAUACCUCUAUGAUGACUUGUCGUGUCUCCUUUAUUAUGUUAUAAGUGAAAAUCAGUCGAGAAUGUUAUUCACGAUGGCAAAGUAUAUAUAG
This is a messenger RNA of Camelina sativa (false flax), 597 nucleotides long. The record is from RefSeq and is a predicted model, not a curated record. Lineage: Eukaryota; Viridiplantae; Streptophyta; Magnoliopsida; Brassicales; Brassicaceae.